CAUUCUUAGGGGUUAAAGGGUUAACAAACUGUUAAGUUAGGAAAGUUCUGCUGCAAAAUAAGUGGGAGUGAAGUUCACAGAGGUGACUUUCUCUCUAAAGUGAAAACAUGCAUGGAAUGAUAUUCCAUUCCUGAACUAAAGGCUAUAUGUAUCACUGAUCAACUCUGAUGAAUCACAAAAGGUAAAUGUUGCCAAUCUCAUUUUUUGUGUUGUUGUUAUAGAGAGAAGAAGCCUCAGUCCAAAAACAAUCUCAAGGACCAACAGUGUUAGAAGUGCUUUCAGUGUUAUUUCCUGCGACUAAAAAUGAAGAUCGAAAUCUGAACUAGCUACCACCCCCUUAGGGACAGAUUUGCAAUUAUUGGGCAUUGCAGACUUAAUGAAGGAGGUACGUUUGUACAUUGCAAACUGAUCUGACUUCGUCAUGGCGGGAUUGCCUGUGGAUAGGAAUUUCUUGUGGACCAUGUUCUCCAGAAUUGACACAGAUCGAAGUGGUUCUAUUUCAGCCGAUGAACUUCAACAAGCUCUUUCAAAUGGAGCCUGGACACCAUUCAAUCCAGAGACAGUGCGCCUUAUGAUUGGUAUGUUUGAUCAUGAUAACUCAGGGGCAAUAGAGUUCAAUGAGUUCCAGGCAUUGUGGCAGUAUGUAACAGACUGGCAAAGAACAUUUAGAAGUUAUGAUCAAGACAACUCUGGAACCAUUGACAGGGAAGAACUCAAGACAGCUCUUACAAACUUUGGGUACAGAUUGUCUGAGAGAAUGUACACUAUUCUUAUAACAAAGUUUGAUCGCUGUGACAGAGGCUCAAUCAACUUUGAUGAUUUCAUUCAGUGUUGUCUGAUAUUACAGAUUCUGACAAAUUCCUUCAGAAGCCGUGACCGAAAUCUGAAUGGCUGGAUAACAAUAGGAUAUGAAGAUUUCUUAACAAUGGUGUUAAGCUUGAACCUAAAUUAGAUACUCUUUGAAAAGGACGAUGUACUGAUAUAUGGUGAAGAGAAAUUAUGGCUUGGUCACUCCUAGAGGUGGACAGGUGGAGCUGAAAAUUUUUUAUAACAUUUCUACUCCCACGGAUAAUUUUACAAUAAUGUGUAAAGUUUAAGAUUAUUAUCAUUUAGAAUAUAUCAUUUUGACAACUGAAUAUUUCAGAUUGUAGUAAUAGAUAAUAUCAUGUCAAUGAUGGCAGUUAAAUAAAUAUUAAUAGACUUGUAAGAUAUGCCCAGAAAAAAUUGUCAUGGAGCUGAAAAAUUCUUAUAACAUUUCUGCUCCCACGGAUAAUUUUACAAUAAUGAGUAGAGUUUAAGAUUAUUAUAAUUUAGAAUAAUUACUGGCAUCUUGUAUCUCCUUAUAAUAUCACCCCUGAAUCAAACAUUUAUAUCACAAGUGUAAAGGAAAUGAUCACCAACUAAUUUAAUGGAUGAAAGGGGUAAGUUUCUAAAGAAACUGUAGUGCUGCGUCAAUCACUCUGACGAAGGGCUAACGCUCAAUGCGUCAGCUUUUUAGCCUUUAUGGUGGCUAAUUUAUGUUUUCAACUCAGUUGUUAACACUAAAUUACCUAAUUUAAUGGAAGCUCUGGAUUUUAAACAGCACCUCAGGAAAUGCAGAGAGAACAGUGUGGCAAAUAUGUAUUCCAAGUUAAAGAGUAAAAGGUUAAUGGCACUGGUUAUUUGUAACAGGCACAUAGAAAGUAACUAUGCAAGCAAGACAAAACCAACAAGUUUUUAUUAACAGCCUUGGUCAAAUUAAGGUGGACAUUUAUUUUGCCUGCCUCAUAAUUAGAACAUUUUGUAUCAAAGUGAUGUAGUUUAAUAUUUCUUGUAAUAAAUAUUAAUUAUUCUUCA
Pocillopora damicornis (cauliflower coral) is the source of this 1836-nucleotide messenger RNA. Its product is annotated as programmed cell death protein 6. The record is from RefSeq and is a predicted model, not a curated record. Gene Ontology annotation, molecular function: calcium ion binding. Lineage: Eukaryota; Metazoa; Cnidaria; Anthozoa; Scleractinia; Pocilloporidae.